AUGAAUGAACAAUGGCCUGCUAGAAACUGCUCUUGGGCCAUAUUGGGCCGUUGCACGUACAACGAACCCCCCCGCCUCAUUAUUGACGCAGAGUUGGUGGAGGGAGUGUCCCGGACAUGCCGGGAGAUCGCCCGAGGUGGCCUUGCGAAUCUGUGCAAUUAG
This is a messenger RNA of Knipowitschia caucasica, 162 nucleotides long. The record is from the annotation of a GenBank genome assembly. Lineage: Eukaryota; Metazoa; Chordata; Actinopteri; Gobiiformes; Gobiidae.